AUGGAUGAGAAUAUCGAGAUCGCGAUCGCUCUAGUCGAGGUUGCGAUUGCCAGAGCUCAGAUGGAAGCCGCUGAGAAGCGACUUGCACACCUGUCAGCGAGACAGGGCUCGUCUGUGUCAAACGCGCCCACUGGUGUUGGAAAGCCCACGACAGCCACCAGCGAAAUCGGACUGGGCUCUGCCGGAUAUGAAGAUGCUUUGACGCUCGAGGGUUUAGGCGCUGCGAUAGCAGAGAAGAGAGGAAACGCCCAGCCGCCUGUAAUCACUCCUGACGACGACUCGAUUCAAGCGCCUGAUGGUUCGCAAUGUAGUGCAGAUACGGGCCUGAAUGACGACUUUGCGCCUGGCAGUACGGCGUCGGAUGAAUACGACGAAUUGGCGGACGUGGUUGGAGAUGACCACGAGCCCGCCGAGACGAUCACGGCCCUCAGGAAUGAUGGUGUUGAAGAGCGGAUGCCGGUGGGAGUGUUCAUUGACCGCGUCUUUCGUUGGGGCGGCCUGGUAUGGUCAGACUCGCAGACUAGGCAGGGCGUAGACGUUGAAGCAGCGAGGCAGAUGGCUACGGAGAUGGUAGGCUUUGAAGUCAUCACUGAUGACCAGGUGAGAUCGUUACACCUCCCUCCGGCGCCGCUAACAGGGUUAAAGGUCGGCCAGCGUGCGCCUCUCGAGAUCAAGUCCGCUUGCCAAUGGGUUUCGGAAUCUCGAUUGGCGACGAAGGUGUACACAUCGGUCGCGGAGUCAAACUACUCAGCACUCGUUGCGCAGGCCUGGUGCGCCAUCCGACAGCUUCCGUACAACGAGGUGCUCAAAAUGAACGGACGCUAUGGACUCAUCGGCAUAAUCCGCGCGAUUUACCAGGCGAACGCGAUAGAUCCAGAGGCGCGUGAGGAUUUCCGGAUGAUGAUGCUAGACGCCGCAGAGGCCUUGCGGGCCAUGCGCGAGACCAUCUGGGCUGCGCGCUCCGCUGAGUUGGUACCCGCAUCCGCGCCGAUCACAGCACCACCAGGCACACUUCUCGACGUGCUGAUGCAGCGUGAUACCUACCAGACGGUGAGGACUUCGGAGGCAAUCAAGCGCUUUGUAAGCGGAGAUGUCAUCGAGAUUGACGACGACGACGACGACGAGUUGCAUGAUCAGAAGAAGAGAGGCAAAGGCAAAGACGGCGAGAUGAAGCCUGCUAUCCCUGCGAAGCGAAAGUCGACAGGGACGACGAAGCCUUCGCUGAAGAAGAGUAAGUUGGUUUAA
Peniophora sp. CBMAI 1063 is the source of this 1245-nucleotide messenger RNA. The record is from the annotation of a GenBank genome assembly. NCBI's taxonomy places the organism in Eukaryota, Fungi, Basidiomycota, Agaricomycetes, Russulales, Peniophoraceae.